AUGGGAGGAUCUCUUACCUACUCGGCUCAAAGUGAUAUUGACUGCCUCAGAGCUAUAAAAGAUUCUUUGGAAGACCAGAACGGCUACCUCACAACAUGGAACUUCAAUAACAAGUCUGAAGGUUUUAUAUGUUCUUUUAUUGGAAUCGAUUGUUGGCAUCCGGACGAGAACAGGGUCUUGAAUAUUAAGCUUGGGGAUAUGGAACUUAAGGGCGAGUUUCCUCUUGGCGUUGCAGGUUGUUCAUCCUUGACAGGUUUAGAUCUUUCUAAUAACAAGAUUUAUGGAAAUAUUCCAAGUAAUAUCUCUAUGUUACUUGUAUAUGUGACAUUCCUUGAUCUCUCGUCCAACCAGUUAUCCGGAGAGAUCCCUGUCGAUCUUGCAAAUUGCACUUAUUUGAAUAUCCUUGAACUUGACAACAACCAGUUGUCAGGCCAAAUCCCUGCUCAGAUUGGUCUACUCUCUCGAAUGACAAAGUUUAACGUGGCUAACAACCGAUUGACUGGUCAAGUUCCACAAUUCAGUAAUGCUACUGUUCCGCCAGAUAACUAUGUGAAUAAUGCAGGACUAUGUGGCAAACCUUUACCCCCUUGCGGAGUUUCUUCAAAGAAAACCAAUAUUGCAGUCAUUGUUGGGGCGACUUUUGCAGCCUCCGCUGUUGGAAUUGGCAUUUGGAUAGGCAUGUUCUUCUAUUUGCGUAAGGCGUCCAGAAAGAAGAAAGAAGGAAGAAGGUCCUUUGGGCAACAAAUGGGCAACAAAUGGGCAAAGAUUUCUGAAAUUAAAUUGAGUGAUCUCAUGAAGGUGACUAAUGACUUCAGUAAAGGGAAUAUAAUUGGGUUAGGAAGAACUGGAACAAUGUACAAGGCAGUACUUGAAGAUGGCACAUGCCUCAUCGUGAAGAGAUUGCAGGGUAUUCGAUACUCAAACAGCGAAUUUUCGUCUCAGAUGGCUACACUAGCAAAUGUAAAACACAACAACUUGGUUCCACUUCUAGGAUUCUGCACGACUAAGGAGGAGAGACUUUUAGUGUACAGGCACAUGUCCAACGGCAGCCUCCAUGAUAAACUACACUUGAAAGACGGGAACGAACCUAUGGAUUGGCUUUUAAGGCUCAAAAUUGCAAUUGGGACAGCGAAAGGAUUAGCUUGUGUGCUGACAGAUCCUAAAGAGAGGCCUACCAUGUUUGACGUUUACCAGUUUUUGAGAGCUAUUGGACGAAGGUAUAAUUUCCCAACAGAAGAUGACAUCUUCUUGCCACCCGACCAUGGUGAUGCUGAUCAACUAGUCGAACUGAUCGUCUCCCAAGAUCCAUGGAGAUCUAUGAAAGGAUCGAUGUACUAA
Messenger RNA from Fraxinus pennsylvanica, 1338 nucleotides. Lineage: Eukaryota; Viridiplantae; Streptophyta; Magnoliopsida; Lamiales; Oleaceae. The record is from the annotation of a GenBank genome assembly.